AUGGCUGCUCCCAAUGGCAGCGCAUCACUGUCUGACACCUCAAUGACAGAACUUUGGCCUGCCCAAUAUCUAAGUUUGACAGAAAAAGCAUGUCCAACAGUGGCACUCAUCAUUCUGAAUUGUCCUUUGGAUGACCUAGAUUAUUUUAAGCGCCUCUACGAUCAUGCUUCGUACCGCCUCUGCGCGGAUGGCGGGGCUAACAGAGUCCACGAUCUGCUUCGCAAGCACUACCCUAGCUCUGACUGGACCCGAGCAUUGCAGCAUGCUCUUCCGAGCGCGAUACAUGGCGAUUUGGACUCCAUUAGGGAUGAGGUUCGACAAGAAUAUGAGAAGCUUAAUGUUGCCAUCACGCAUGAUCCCGACCAGUAUAGUACGGACUUUGGCAAGGCGAUCAACAAAGUCGUUGCCAAUCUGCCAGAGGUCACGGAGAUUUUAGUCCUCGGAGGUCUGGGCGGACGGGUUGAUCAAGGUCUGGGAUUGCUCCACGAGAUCUACCGAGAACAGAAAUACUUGCAUCCGUCUUUGCGCUUCUGGUUGUUCUCUGAGAGCAGUGUGAGCGUUCUGCUUCGUCCUGGUAUCACUACCAUUCACGCGCCGCUCAACGACGGGUUGCUGCGGCAGAACGUUGGCCUCCUACCAUUGUACGGCAAGGCUGUCAUAUCCACCAAGGGUCUAGAGUGGGAUGUGCAGGAUUGGGAGACAGAAAUGGGAGGUCAGGUCAGCACGAGUAACCAUAUCAAGGCGGACAGGGUAGUGGUACACACGGACGUUGAUGUGUUGUUCACUGUGGAACGAGAGACUGUGCCUUUGCGACCAAAGAUCUGGCACGAGGAGACAUUCUGA
This is a messenger RNA of Cercospora beticola, 843 nucleotides long. It is a transcript of the gene THI80, whose product is annotated as thiamine diphosphokinase. The record is from RefSeq and is a predicted model, not a curated record. Gene Ontology annotation, biological process: thiamine diphosphate biosynthetic process; thiamine metabolic process. NCBI's taxonomy places the organism in Eukaryota, Fungi, Ascomycota, Dothideomycetes, Mycosphaerellales, Mycosphaerellaceae. Gene Ontology annotation, molecular function: ATP binding; thiamine diphosphokinase activity; thiamine binding.